This is a messenger RNA of Talaromyces proteolyticus, 1650 nucleotides long. Its product is annotated as putative cytochrome P450. Bases 1 to 1650 code for a protein of 549 amino acids. Gene Ontology annotation, molecular function: oxidoreductase activity, acting on paired donors, with incorporation or reduction of molecular oxygen; iron ion binding; heme binding. The record is from RefSeq and is a predicted model, not a curated record. The transcript has 3 exons. NCBI's taxonomy places the organism in Eukaryota, Fungi, Ascomycota, Eurotiomycetes, Eurotiales, Trichocomaceae.
AUGGCGUCCUGGAGCUUAAUUGGAAUUAUCGUCGCGGUGUUGGUUAUCAAAUUCAAGCCUGAAUAUUCUGUGCAUGAAUCGUAUUUCCUCACUGUCCCUGCUGCAAUCUUGAUAUCAUGGAUCCUUCGGUUCAUAUACAGUGCUAUUUUGUAUCCGGUAUAUUUCACGCCGGUUAAACACAUCCCCACGCCGCCGAACCGAUCAUGGCUGAGAGGCAACACCGGAGUCCUCACUCUUAAAUUUCCCACAGAUCUAGCCACAAAAUGGAUCAAGAACGUGCCAAACAGCGGGCUAAUACGAUAUUAUGCCAUUGGCAAUCUCGAACGAGUGCUUGUCGUUUCGCCAAAGGCAAUUUCUGACCUUCUAGUCGCCAAGAGCUACGACUUCAUACGGCCAGAUAUUGCUCACAUCCAGCUUAGCACCAUAACGGGUGAAGGGCUAUUGGUUGCUGAAGGGGAUGUACACAAGACGCAACGCAAGACGUUGAUGCCGUCUUUUUCCUACCGGCAUAUCAAGGACCUAUACCCAAUCUUCUGGAGCAAAGCCAUCCAAAUGGUAAACGAAAUCGAGAAAGGGCUCCCCAAAAACGGCAACACCAUUCAGGUCAGCACCUGGUCAAGCAGGGCGAUGCUCGAUAUCAUCGGGCUGGCCGGAAUGAGCUACGACUUCAACUCCGUCAAGGACCCAACCAACGAGCUCUCCGGCCAUUACUCGAACCUUCUAAGUACUCCAUCCGGGUAUCAGCGCAUCGUAGCCACAUUCUGUCUUUUCGUAAUCGGGUUCAAAUACUACACGAGCAUUCCAACCCCAUACAUCAGAGGAAUGCUGCACUCUGUUCAAUGUAUCCGCGAUACCGCAAAGCAAAUUCUCCUCGAGAAACAAGCCAAAUUGAAACGCGGCGAAGAUAUCGGCAUCGAUAUCCUUUCCGUUGCUAUGCGAAGCGGCAACUUUUCAGACGAAAACUUGAUCGAUCAGAUGAUGACUUUCCUCGCUGCAGGACACGAAACUACCUCAACCGCAUUCCAGUUCGCAGUUUAUGCAAUGUCCAAACACCAGCACAUCCAGACUCGUCUGCGUGAAGAACUGCGGGAGAAACUACCUCUUUCGCUUCUAGUCGAGUCUAAGGAUGAUGAGGGAUACAAAACCGAGCCUAUCCCGGCGUCGGCUAUUGAUAACAAUUUCCCUUAUCUCAAUGCGUUCUUGAAUGAAGUCCUUCGCUACUACCCCUCUGUCCCGUUCACGUCCCGCGAGGCCGCCCAUGAUACGACUCUGGCCGGUCAGCAUGUCCCUAAAGGCACCAAUAUCCUCAUUUCGCCGGAAAUCAUCAACAAAGAUGAGGAUCUCUGGGGUGCGGAUGCCAAGGUCUUCAACCCUGAUAGAUGGCUCGCAGAUGCUGGCACCAACAACAAUGGUGGCAACAAAAGCAAUGGGGGUGCUAUCAGCAAUUACGCGUUUGGCACAUUUAUUCACGGCCCUCGAAGCUGCAUUGGCCAGGGGUUUGCUCGUGCUGAACUUGCUAUCUUUGUAGCGGUGUUUGUGAGUAAAUUCGAGGUUGCUUUGAAAGAUCCAGAAAAGAAACUGGAAGUUAGGCAGAUUAUCACACAGGCGCCGGCUGAUGGGGUUGUGGUGAAUUUGAAGGUGUUGAGCUAG